UUGAAGGAUGGCCAACACUGACGAACACUGGGCCGAUAGGCCUAUUUGUUAAAAGUUUAUCCGAUUUGUUGAUACUGUACAACACAAGAUACCAUGGACGACAGUUCCAAUAGGAGAAAGACAAGGUCCUCUGGUAGGAAGAAGUCAAGUACUAAGGUAGCCGAUAGUCAGGAUAGCAACCAGAUUCCUGAUGGAGCAGAGGCUAAGAGUAAGUCCAAUGGAGCAUCUCCUGGCCGUUCCUCACCAGAACCAGACUGUGCAAUAUGCCUGGGGCGCCUCCAAAACAAGUCAUUCACAGAUCGCUGCUUCCACAUGUUCUGUUUUGUCUGUCUACAGGAAUGGUCCAAAGUCAAAGCUGAGUGCCCACUGUGUAAACAAAAGUUCACCAGUAUCAUCCACAAUGUACGAUCAAAUGAGGACUAUGACCAAUACCCCAUCCCGCCAAAGAUUCCUUCCUGGGAAGAGCAGGCUCGCAACUUUCGCUAUCACACAACACUCACCCUGGAGCGAAGGCUGCAAAUCAAUAUUCCUGAUUUUCGGCAGCAUCCACAGUACCAGGAACAUGAUUAUACACUCCAGCGACCUAGUCUCCACAACCACAUGACCACCCGGUCACACUGGCGCCGUCAGAGACAGGCAUCCAGUUCAGACUUCCGCAGGAGGAUCUACACAAAUAAUCUAAGACUCGUUGAGGUAACAGACCCAAGAAUGCGUACUAGAGAUACAACUCCAAGUUUUUUCAGGAGUAAUCCAGCGUGUACUCACAGACUUGUCCCAUGGUUAAAUCGAGAACUAAAUGCUCUCCUUCAGGGUCAGCAUGAACAUGUUCAAUUUGUUCUGGAACUCAUCAUGGACAGGAUAAAGAAUGUAGCUAUCACAAGUGAGGAAUUUUACCAGGGCGUUUAUCCAUACGUGGGUCGAUACACCCGACAUUUCAUGCAUGAAUUUGAACACUUUGCUAGGUCUCCAUAUAACAUUGCUGCAUAUGACCAACAUGCAGUGUAUCAACCACAAACCUUGGCUGUCGAGUCAGACUCGGACACAGACUCCAUUCUUUCGGUAGGCAAUGACAAUGAUGAUGAUGAUGAUGAUGAUGAUGAUGACGAUGAUGUAAUUGUGAUUUCUCCAAGUCAAGAAACAGGAAGGAGGCAUCAGCCAUCCCCUCCUCAUCGGCAGAGAGAGAGAGGAUCACUGACAUACCGUGACCUCUCACCAUUGCUGCACAGGGUACGGAGCUUACUGGAAUAUCCAGAUAGUAGUCACCUGAGUGUCAACACACCAGGGUGGGACUCGCCUACACCAGGACCGUCCUGGGCAGCCGAGACUGAGGUGUCGGACUUAUCAGCAGCAGUAGCAGCUGUAGAUGAGGAGACUGUGUUAGAGGAUGGACUUCGUACAAUGGGAAAUGCACAUACAUUAAAAACAGAGGAUGAACGUGACAUUGAUGUUGAAAACUCGAGGAGUAACUCCUCUAGUGAUGACUCUGAUUCUGAUUCUAGCAAAGCUGGAAGUGACAUUGUGUUUGUAGGUUAUGACCGGCCCUGGCAGGAACGUUCUCCAAUAUUGCUGUUAUCAUCUAGCGAUGAUGAUGAUAAUGUUACUCGAUCAACUGCAAACAGUGCAGUUGAUAGAAAGUCCAAACAUGAUAAAAAGUCAAAAACCGAGAGACAUAAAAAACGUGACUCCGAGAUGUCAAAGAAUCACUGGAAACCAUCCAAGAGACGAAGAUCACGGUCACGGUCAUGGUCACGAUCUCGCUCAAGGUCAAGGUCUUCACCACGGCAUGAAAGCUAUUGGAGAAAGAGGAGCCAUUCAAGGUCAAGAUCAAAGUAUGUGUCUGGACAUCGUAGACAUAGGUCAAGAUCAAGAGAACGAUCAGGUUCGAAAAGAAAAAGAAUAUCUUCUCCCUCUAGUUUAGAGCAGUCCUUUACAUAUGACAGAUCGAGGUCAAGCUUGCUGUCAUGGGACCAGAAACGUCACAGGAGUAAAUCAAGUAGUGUUGAAAUCACUUAUGUAAAGCGAAAGAAAUCCAAACACAAGAAAAAGGAGAAGAAACAUCAUAAAAAACACAAAAACAGAAAGCAUAAAAAACGAAGAAGAGUAUCAGACUCUGAGGACAGCCAGGCAAGCAAGAUUCCAAGUGUAAGCAGGCCUAGGAGUUCAGGUUACUGUUGUCAUCAAAUCACAGGAAUCACUACAGAAACCUGAAGACCACCAUCGAAAAGAAAAUAAAACUCCAGAUAGUGACAA
This is a messenger RNA of Pecten maximus, 2250 nucleotides long. RefSeq names its product E3 ubiquitin-protein ligase Topors-like. Gene Ontology annotation, molecular function: ubiquitin protein ligase activity; metal ion binding. The record is from RefSeq and is a predicted model, not a curated record. The coding region runs from base 94 to 2208 and encodes 704 amino acids. Gene Ontology annotation, biological process: protein polyubiquitination; protein monoubiquitination. NCBI's taxonomy places the organism in Eukaryota, Metazoa, Mollusca, Bivalvia, Pectinida, Pectinidae. The transcript is spliced from 2 exons.